AUGAUGAUCAACGGGGCCACUGCGACGUCCGCGGUGACCGACUCGUUCAACUUUGUCCUAGACGGCGUCACCACGUACUGCUGGCAGGUUGACACGUCGAUCUACUCCAACACGGUGGAUGCCACAUCUGUACACAUCAGGAGCGCCGAGGGCGCCAACUGUCCGCUGGAGCUGUCGAUCGCCAUUCCCUCGGGCGACGUGCACAUCUACGACUCGGUUGACAUAUCGUGGAACGCCACGAAGCGCGUCACGUCCAGCGGUGCCCUCAAAACGAACGCUUUUGGCGUGACCAGUCUAUCUGCAGGACUCGACCGAAUUUUGCAAGAGUACUAUGAAAUCACGACUUCGCAUCUGCAAACGUGCCCGUUCAAUACAAACUGUAAUCCUGUGACGGCCGGGUCUCAGAUGAGCGGCUACACGACCAACACCCCGCUGAACUUCACCGGUGGCCUGGCAGCGUUCGAAUCGUCGGAGCUCCGGUUUGACUCCGCUGGGACUUACACUGUGGUGGCCCACUUGAUCAUGCCCAGCAACGAGCCUUUAUCCAAGCGAUAUGACUUCGCGGUUUUUCUGAAGGUACAAGUGCUUGCGCGUUCGACUGCAGCACUUGCGGACACCGUCGCCACGCCAUAUUCUGAGUCACGUGGAAGGCCGGACAGCUCAGGUAUGUCGACGCAGCUCAUGUGUCUGCUUAUUAUAAGCGGCAUCGUAGUCGCUGCGCUGGCGGUGAUCGGGUUUGUAACGUUGCGCUCCAAGAUCGACCGGGGUCCUGAAGCAGGCACCAACAAGCGAAACCUGAAGCAUGGCCGGGGAAUGUUUGGGUUUUCAGCCACAGGAAUUCAAAGCGGGAGCGGACCUGUUGGUGAUAGCGACGUGGAUGCUGAGGAAUUUGCUAUGCUCAGCAUGCACGAAGCCACUGUCCAUCAUAACCGGGGCAGCACGUACCUUAGCGCUCUUGGUCGAGGACGACGAAGCAGCGCUGCGCUUGAAAAGAAGUGUAGCCCGAUUAAAUUUGCAGGACCGGUGCAAUGUCUGGAUCGCAAAUCCAGCCUCGAUGAGAACGCCAGCUCUAUGGAUGGAGACGUCACACCGCAAAGCAUCACGAUCGAAACGCCUGGUACUGGUCGUGCCAGUUAUACGGGCAUGGAUGAUACACCGAAGAAUGCUCCCGUUAGGCCCUAUACGUUUGACCAGGCCCGCGCUCCUCCUGGCCAAAUUAUGUUCAACGACAUCAUGGAGGACGAGGUGAUUUCAUCGAGGUCGCGGCCGAGUAUCGUUGUAGGCGCUGUCGGUCGACCGGACUUGAACGAUAGCAACGUGUCCGACGUGACGGAUCUGAACCUCACGGCUGUGUCUGAGCGCAUCAAGCAGCACUGCGCUAUCGCCGAACAGGAGUCAUCGAAUCAAGUGAAGCAAGACGUGCUAACAGCGGACGACCUCCGAGAGUCUGAGACCAAGGGACCGAUGGAACUCAGCGACCUUCUUGCUUCAAGAGUGAAGAAAUGA
Messenger RNA from Hyaloperonospora brassicae, 1506 nucleotides. The record is from the annotation of a GenBank genome assembly. NCBI's taxonomy places the organism in Eukaryota, Oomycota, Peronosporomycetes, Peronosporales, Peronosporaceae.